Molecule: messenger RNA, 3142 nt
Organism: Hordeum vulgare subsp. vulgare (domesticated barley)
Lineage: Eukaryota; Viridiplantae; Streptophyta; Magnoliopsida; Poales; Poaceae
Product: photosystem I P700 chlorophyll a apoprotein A2
Exons: 1
Coding region: 93-2297 (734 amino acids)
Biological process (GO): photosynthesis
Cellular component (GO): membrane; photosystem I; thylakoid
Source: RefSeq, a predicted model, not a curated record
UUACCUUCUGGGUGGAAUUGCCACGACAUGGGCAUUCUUCUUAGCGAGAAUUAUUGCAGUAGGAUAGUGGCUAGGAGGAUUUGAAAGGCAUUAUGGAAUUAAGAUUUCCCAGGUUUAGCCAAGGCUUAGCUCAGGACCCCACUACUCGUCGUAUUUGGUUUGGUAUUGCUACCGCACAUGAUUUCGAAAGUCAUGAUGAUAUUACUGAAGAACGUCUUUAUCAGAACAUUUUUGCUUCUCACUUUGGGCAAUUAGCAAUAAUCUUUCUAUGGACGUCCGGAAAUCUGUUUCAUGUAGCUUGGCAAGGAAAUUUUGAAUCAUGGAUACAGGAUCCUUUACACGUAAGACCUAUUGCUCAUGCGAUUUGGGAUCCUCAUUUUGGUCAACCCGCUGUGGAAGCCUUUACUCGAGGAGGUGCUGCUGGUCCAGUGAAUAUUGCUUAUUCUGGGGUUUAUCAGUGGUGGUAUACAAUAGGAUUACGCACCAAUGAAGAUCUUUAUACUGGAGCUCUUUUUCUAUUAUUUCUUUCUACGCUGUCCUUAAUAGCGAGUUGGUUACAUCUACAACCCAAAUGGAAACCAAGCCUUUCGUGGUUCAAAAACGCGGAAUCUCGUCUCAAUCAUCAUUUGUCAGGACUUUUCGGGGUAAGUUCUUUGGCUUGGACAGGACAUUUAGUUCAUGUUGCUAUUCCCGCAUCCAGGGGGGAGUACGUUCGAUGGAAUAAUUUCUUAGAUGUAUUACCCUAUCCCCAGGGGUUGGGACCCCUUUUGACGGGUCAGUGGAAUCUUUAUGCCCAAAACCCUGAUUCGAGUAAUCAUUUAUUUGGUACCGCUCAAGGAGCGGGAACUGCCAUUCUAACUCUUCUUGGGGGAUUCCAUCCACAAACACAAAGUUUGUGGCUGACUGAUAUGGCUCACCAUCAUUUAGCUAUUGCAUUUAUUUUUCUCAUUGCCGGUCACAUGUAUCGAACUAACUUCGGAAUUGGGCACAGUAUUAAAGAUCUUUUAGAAGCGCAUACUCCUCCGGGGGGUCGAUUAGGGCGUGGGCAUAAGGGCCUUUAUGACACAAUCAACAAUUCGAUUCAUUUUCAGUUAGGUCUUGCUCUAGCUUCUUUAGGGGUUAUUACUUCCUUAGUAGCUCAACAUAUGUACUCUUUACCUCCUUAUGCAUUCAUAGCACAAGACUUUACUACUCAAGCUGCUUUAUAUACUCAUCACCAAUAUAUUGCGGGGUUCAUCAUGACAGGGGCUUUUGCUCAUGGAGCUAUUUUUUUCAUUAGGGAUUACAAUCCGGAACAGAAUGAGGAUAAUGUAUUGGCAAGAAUGUUAGACCAUAAAGAAGCUAUCAUAUCUCAUUUAAGUUGGGCUAGCCUCUUUCUAGGAUUCCAUACCUUGGGCCUUUAUGUUCAUAACGACGUCAUGCUUGCUUUUGGUACUCCAGAAAAGCAAAUCUUGAUCGAACCUAUAUUUGCCCAAUGGAUACAAUCUGCUCAUGGCAAGACGACAUAUGGGUUCGAUAUACUCUUAUCUUCAACGAAUGGCCCCGCUUUCAAUGCGGGUCGAAGCCUAUGGUUGCCCGGAUGGUUGAAUGCUGUUAAUGAGAAUAGUAAUUCGCUUUUCUUAACAAUAGGACCUGGGGAUUUCUUGGUUCAUCAUGCUAUUGCUCUAGGUUUGCAUACAACUACAUUGAUUUUAGUAAAGGGCGCUUUAGACGCACGCGGUUCCAAAUUAAUGCCGGAUAAAAAGGAUUUUGGGUAUAGUUUUCCUUGUGACGGCCCAGGGCGCGGCGGUACUUGUGAUAUUUCUGCUUGGGACGCAUUUUAUUUGGCAGUUUUCUGGAUGUUAAAUACCAUUGGGUGGGUUACUUUUUAUUGGCAUUGGAAACAUAUCACAUUAUGGCAGGGCAACGUUUCACAAUUUAAUGAAUCCUCCACUUAUUUGAUGGGAUGGUUAAGAGAUUACCUAUGGUUAAACUCUUCACAACUUAUCAAUGGAUAUAAUCCUUUUGGGAUGAAUAGUUUAUCGGUAUGGGCUUGGAUGUUCUUAUUUGGACAUCUUGUUUGGGCUACUGGAUUUAUGUUCUUAAUUUCUUGGCGGGGGUAUUGGCAGGAAUUAAUUGAGACUUUAGCAUGGGCUCAUGAACGCACACCUUUAGCUAAUUUAAUUCGCUGGAGAGAUAAGCCUGUGGCUCUUUCCAUUGUGCAAGCAAGAUUGGUUGGAUUAGCUCACUUUUCCGUGGGUUAUAUAUUCACUUAUGCAGCUUUCUUGAUUGCCUCAACAUCAGGCAAGUUUGGUUAAUUUAGUUUGUUUUUUUGUACUGUAUCAGCACCUAGUUCAUUACUCUUGAUAGAGAGGGAGGAUCCGCCUUCUUAAAUUUCUUUUUCUAUUUAUUUUUCCAUCUAGGAUUAGAACCGUAUACUUGAUAAUAAUAGCAACGGCACAUUAUGGCAAAAAAGAGUUUGAUUCAGAGGGAGAAGAAGCGGCAGAAAUUAGAACAGAAAUAUCAUUUGAUUCGUCAAUCUUUAAAAAAAAAGAUAAGAAGCAAAGUUUCUCCCUUGAGUUUGAGUGAAAAAACGAAAAUGCGAGAAAAAUUGCAAUCCCUACCGCGUAAUAGUGCACCUACACGCCUUCAUCGACGUUGUUUUUUGACCGGAAGACCUAGAGCUAACUAUCGACAUUUUGGGCUAUCCGGACACGUACUUCGAGAAAUGGUUUAUGAAUGUUUAUUACCGGGUGCAACAAGAUCCAGUUGGUAAGGAUAAAAUACCCUUUCGUAUUUGUAUGGAUUUCUGGAAUUGAUAAUCAUAGAGGAGCCCUCUUUACCAUUCUGUAUAAAUGGACUAUUCUAUUUGUAUAGAUAUGGUAGAGGGACGUAUCGAACCCUCUUUUAUCCACUAGUUACCCCUCUUUAGUUUAAGAGUAUAGAGCAGUUUGGUAGCUCAUAAGUCUCAUAACCUUGGGGUUGCGGGUUCGAUUCCCACUACCGGCCCCAUACUCCUUCUUUAAUGAUAUAUGCAUGAUAUAUACAUCAUCCAUUUGUAUCUGGAUUUUUUGAUUUCCUAAAAGAGUUUUGGUCUAACAGUUUUUUCUCGGAAGAAGACAACAAAUAAAAGAAAGAAUAAAAGAAAGAAUAAAAUACGAAA